Molecule: messenger RNA, 2673 nt
Organism: Anopheles marshallii
Lineage: Eukaryota; Metazoa; Arthropoda; Insecta; Diptera; Culicidae
Product: armadillo repeat-containing protein 2
Exons: 9
Coding region: 1-2673 (890 amino acids)
Biological process (GO): cilium organization
Molecular function (GO): protein binding
Source: RefSeq, a predicted model, not a curated record
AUGGAAAACUCGCGCCAGCAUUCUGGCUGCGGAAAUGUGGAGAGCAGUGGCCUUCCAUUAACAAACCAGCGGUCGAAAGGUGCAGGCCGCUUAGUACGUAAAACCAGUGCAGAGAUAGUGAGUGAAGCUAAAAGCAUGCUAGCCGGAGGAGGCACACGGUUGGUGUCUGCCCGCCGACCAAUCACACCACGUGAACCGAGGAGGCAACUGUACGGUCGGCUUGCUCCUCCGGGGCGACCACCAAGUGCAAUAAAUUUGAAGUAUUUACAGCAGGGAACCCAUGCAUUGCCCUCGCUAGAACCCAUCCUGCCGAAUGGUUCUGCAGCGUCCACCUCCACACGGUCGGAAACCGUUGAGGGAAUCAGUAGUACAGGAAGUGAUGGCGCUGGACAUAGUGCAGCUGUGCCUAUAGGCAGAGAAAAGCUUCCGGCCCUCGUCAGUAUUCAGCAAAAGUUGCCUGGUUCAUUAGAAAAUGUUACCGACUAUGAUCUGCAGGAUGGGAACUCACUGAAACAGUCGAAGAAACCAGUUGAAUCUCUUUCAACACAUGGUGCAGUGAGUAGUAUCGUGAAGAAUCAUCCCUUGAAAAGGCGCCAGGUACAGUCGUUUGAUGAGAAAAUACCAACAGCUAUUUCAAUUACAGUACCAACAGAUGCUCGUAAAAAUGCGCAUGACGAUCAAUCGAAACUGCUCAGAAGAAGUAAUGAUUUGCUUCUGCAAUCCUCGACGGAAUCAUUGUUGGAGAUGCUGAAAGCAUAUUCAGGUUUAAAAGAAUGCGAUGAAAGUACAGUGGCUCAUAUAAGUGCGGUAUUACAUGAACUAUACGUAAGAGUGAAAGAUUCUAAGGGGAGCUGGCGUGGUGCCGUAUUGGGAGCGUUGUACGGAUUGGUCGAAGCCUCAUCAUCGAAGAUUCUGCUACUGGUGGCUAGCAUAGUUUUGGCAAUGAAUGUCACGGGAAGCAACCUUACUGGAGCCUGUAAGCUUGUGUUCAAGAUAGCUCGCAAUGAAAAUAACGAUAAUUUAUUCAUUGACAGCGAUGUGCCUGAGCUGCUAGUUGACGGACUUGGACGUGCAUCGCCAAUCGACGAUUCGGAGGCCUGCAUUUACGGCUACGGAGCCGUACGAUUUUUAACUGGUUCGUCGAACGGAACCAACAAUACUACGACUACGAUUAAUGGUAGCGAAGUUGGGGACAACUUGCCGCAACGAUCGUUAGCUGUUCGAUUGGCCAAACAGGGUCUCUGUCAGCUGAUGGUGUUACAUUUAAAAAUGAUAAACGAAAUAGCGUCCACCACGCAACUAUCCGGAUCACCGUUGCACGCACUGUUUCAGUUGUCGGGUGCAUUACGCACAUUGGCAGGAAAUCGUUCCAUCGUUGGGUCACGCGUUUGUCAGCAGCAUGAAGAACAGCAAAACCCGCCGACAAACCACCAACCGAAGCUUAAAGACGAUGAAGAUCAAGAUAUAGCUCAAAUUGAGCAAGCUGUACCGUUGUUAGUACGCGCCGCUGAGAUGUGCAUCAAAGAGCCCGAAGUGCAAGCUAACAUUAUUCGCACACUGAGCGUUCUUUCGGAACGGGCAGAAUGUUGCGAACGGUUGGCUGUUGCUGCGUCACGUUUGGGCAUUUUGCUGGGUUCCAUUACGCAGACUUGUCAAACGGUGGAGAAAGGUUUGGCAACGUGCAACCGUUUGGGAUACAUUCUCGGCAAUGUUAUGGCCCGCUGGGACACAGCGCGGAUUCAGUUCUACUGCUGUGAUGUGUCAUGUGAUGCAUUAUUAGCCACAUUGGAGUACUACGCAAACAAGAGCUUCACAAUGAGGAAUCAAAUGGGCGACUCGGUCGUGCAGGUAUUGACAAAGUUAAUUCGAAUUGUAGCAAACAUGUGCGUGAACGGAGACGUUGGUUACGGGAUGAGCAAACGGUCACCAUUGGGUGAAAUUCUUUUGAACAUUCUGCUGAAGGUGAAGGAUGCAAAGACCACAGAACUGGAGGAGCUUUUGUUUGCAACGUUGGGAGCAUUGCAUAAUCUAUCGUACUACUAUGAAACUACUGAUUCAGAAGGAACAGGUCACUUGCAUCCUGGAAGCUUAGGCGAGUCAAUGAAGGAUAUCUGUGGAACAUUGUGCGUCAUUCUCAACAGCGAUCACAAUCCGGCACGUUCGGAAGUGGCCCGUGUGCUUGGUAACAUGACUCGGAACACUACGAUACGUCAAACGUUCUGCGAGGAAAAUGGAAUGAAGAUCCUGAAGCGAUGUUUGACAUCGAAACACGACGAACUUAUGGUUACGUCCUGUGGCGUUUUGGUGAACAUGCUUGGCGAUUGGUCGAGCAGGCUUCCGUUCCGCGUAAUCGAUGGACCCAUCAUACUGAGACGCUUGCUGCAGAAAGGUGUUAGUAACCGAGAUUGGAUUAUGGCUGGAAUCGCAUGUCAAGCUGUAUGGAAUUAUUUGAUAGAUACAUCGGAUAUUUUGACCACCUUAGGACAGACGGAAAUCGACUUAAUUUGUGGUGCGUUGGCAGAAGGAUUAGAUGAGGACAGUUUAUUCGAUGGAAAGGAACCGGAUAAUUUUUGGGAAGACUUUGCACCGGUCGCAACCGAUUUAUUGGAACGAUUACAAAUUUGUAUGUCUAAUGGAAACUCGCCCUGUGAGUCAUCGGAUGAAGAAAUCUAA